Messenger RNA from Camelina sativa (false flax), 1535 nucleotides. Lineage: Eukaryota; Viridiplantae; Streptophyta; Magnoliopsida; Brassicales; Brassicaceae. The record is from RefSeq and is a predicted model, not a curated record.
GACCAGUCAAAAGAACCCAAUUAGAGUGAAGAUACUGCACUCGGUAUCAUCCUUAAAUUAGAGAAAUGGCACCGGUUACUUGGGGCGUUUUUUUUUCUUUUUGUUUUUUUUUGGUGUGUUGGUGUGUUUUUGUUUUGGUUUAUAUGAAGGGAUCCAGAAAAUAAUAAUAAAACCAAGAAAUUGUUAUCGGAAUAUGUGUCAGCCACGGCGCUUUUCUAUUUUAAGGAAAAUAAUGAGAAUAUUUAAUGCUCUCUAUCUCUCUCUCUCUCUUACCGCCGCAUCGAUACUAUCCCGCCGCCGCUUCUCUGGGGCUAUAUGCUGCUCCGUCACCACAGCCACAUGAGACGGCAGAAGAACGGGAAGCACACGCGGUUAUGAUGUCGUUCCGCGAGUUGGGAAUUUUGUCGAACACGUUGUGUGCGUGUUCCCUCGGAGGAGAUGAAAGACCCGAAUCCCUAAAAAGUGUUAUUGAUGAGAGUUGUUGUCGAACGGCGAACCGGUGGUCGAUCCGUUCAGCAGCUUUGAAUUGUUUUGGUUUCCAUGACUCCCAAUAGACAGUCGUGUUGAACAUAGGCGUGACCGAAAUGAAUCUCGGCGGUCAAGACAGAGGAACACUUAUGGUGAGAUGUUAAUGCUUACAACUAUGUUAAUGCUUUUUGCAUCAACUACAGCAAAACAAUGGAAGCCGAUGGUUCCAAAAUCUACAUUUGUUGGACCUGCUUUCACAAGGAAGCCUCCAAAGUACGAGCGUUUCAUCCGUCCAUCUGGGCUGCGUUUCACCAAGCCCCACGUCACUCACCCUGAACUAAAAUGCACUUUCUGUCUUGAGAUCAUUGGAGUUAAGAAGAAUCCCAACGGUCCCAUGUAUCCAUCACUUGGUGUCAUGACCAGGGGAAGAAUUAAGGGGUCAAACCAAUGGGAAUAUGGACAUGAGUAUUUUGUGAGAGGUCAACCUGAGCUUUUGGUGAAGAUGAUGGUCAAAACUGGGAUGAGAAGGCAAAGCCAAAGCCAAAGCGGAAGCAGAAGCUGUGGACCGCUUGCAACACUUACGAAUCUGAUCAAAAGUCGUCUUGGUUUAGAACAUUCACUUUCAUCUGCGAAAAAACCAGAUGAUGGAUUCUUCCAACAUGAUGUUAUCAAUCUGUCUUUAGUAAUGAUCUUUUUCACCUAUCAAGUUGAAGCAUGUGCAAUUGGUAGAACUGGAUUACUGGCUAUGGGGAAGAGCAAAUUGGAAACGCCCAAAGGCAUGUGAAAGGUUCAUGGCAGGGAGUUUCACCAGGUUUAAUCAGUAGAUGUUGCUAAUGAGGGGUUGAAGUGUUUGGAACUGGAAGAGGAAUCCAUAAUUUUUGAUUGGGGAAUGUGUGUGGGUGUUGGCUUCAGUUCAUGAAUCUAAGUGUUAUAGAGGCUUCUGUUGUAAGAGUGAUGAGGCUAUAGCUACCAGUCCAUCAACAUACAAGUCAUAUGAUGUUUUACAGAAAGUGUAAAAGGUGCCUUUGUACUGAGUAUUGUGAAUACAAAAGAGCUGCAUUUUUUUA